UACCUAUUUGACGUAUCGUAUGUUUGUGUUGUAAUGAUCAGUGAUCAGUGUACUUGUACAGAUCACGUUGCUUCUUGCGGGCCAACCGUUUUUCAUUGCGCGAAUUGCUGCCAAUGUAAGUGCGACGUUGAAAUGCCACAGACGAAACCGUACCCCAUGGCAUUAAUAUCGUAUGAUGUCCAAAGUUGGUUUAAAAGAGGCUAAGAAAGUGCCAGUGAAAGAGUGGAAUGGCUCUGGUCCGGUCACAAGCCCGUUCCGAGACUGGAAGCGACCCGACCUGGUCAGUCGCUGUACAUACCACCAGUCCAAAACCAAGCAAGACUCACCUCAUUCACAGAUAAAAAAUGGAGAAUGUCCCUCUAUCUUACCCAACAUCCUCUAUAACAUCGGCAACACCCCAUUGGUGCGAAUUAACCGAAUCACACAGAAGGAAGGAAUAGAGUGUGAUCUUUUGGCCAAGUGUGAGUUCUUCAAUGCUGGAGGUAGUGUGAAGGACAGAAUUGGGUUACGUAUGAUUGAGGAUGCUGAAAAGAUGGGUGCACUCAAGCAAGGCGAUGUAAUCAUUGAGCCUACCUCUGGCAACACAGGUAUUGGUAUUGCGCUGGGGGCAGCUGUCAAGGGCUACAGGUGUAUCAUAGUCAUGCCAGAGAAGAUGAGCAUGGAAAAGGUGGAUGUUCUUCGAGCUUUAGGUGCUGAGAUUGUGCGUACCCCUACCAGUGCUGCCUUUGACUCCCCAGAGUCCCACAUCGGGGUGGCGAGGCGUCUGAUGGAAGAAAUACCAAACUCUCACAUCUUAGAUCAGUACCGAAAUGCCAGCAAUCCAUUGGCUCAUUAUGAUGGGACAGCAGAAGAGAUUUUAAAAGCUUGUGAUGGUCAAGUUGACAUGGUGGUGAUGGGGGCUGGGACAGGUGGCACUCUCACAGGUGUGGCUCGUAAAGUGAAGGAGGCCUGCCCCAACUGUAAGAUUAUUGGAGUAGACCCCAUGGGGUCUCUGUUAGCAGAGCCAGACUCUCUCAACAUUAGUGACACCAGCUUCUAUGAAGUGGAAGGAAUUGGCUAUGACUUUGUCCCGACUGUCCUGGACAGAAGUUUGGUAGACAAAUGGUACAAGUCUGUAGAUAAGGAAUCAUUUGUGAUGGCGAGGAGGUUGAUGAGAGAGGAAGGAUUACUCUGUGGGGGCAGCAGUGGAACGGCCAUGGCGAAUGCUUUGAAGGCAGUCCGGGACUUUAACCUGAAGUCUGGCCAGAAGUGUGUGGUCAUUUUGCCAGACUCAGUCAGGAAUUACAUGACAAAGUUUUUGAGUGAUGAUUGGAUGAGUCAGAGAGGCUUCAUUAAGAUAGAUGAAAACAUUGAGGAGUCUCAAGCCUGGUGGUGGAACCUGAAGGUCAGUGCCCUGCGUCUUCUUGCUCCACUAACAGUUCGCCCAGGUGUGACCAUACAGGAAACUCUGGACCUGCUGAACAAGGAAGGCUUUGACCAGGUCCCUGUCGUGGAUGAAUCAGGAACUGUGCAAGGCAUGGUAACCGUUAGCAACAUGAUGGCCCAAAUUGUCAAGAACAAGGUCAGAGGGUCGGACCCUGUCUCCAAGGUUACCUACAAACAGUUCAAACAGAUUUCCAUGGACACCUCCCUGGGGCAUUUGUCCCGGUUAUUGGACACAGAUCAUUUUGUUCUCGUUGUCCACGACCAAAGACAAUAUGCAGAAAAUGGUGUGAUUGAAAAAAAAGUUAUGAUCUUUGGCAUAGCCACUCGUAUUGACCUUUUGACCUUUAUCACAACUAGGGGCAAAUAUGAAUAGGGCCCUAAUGUUUGAUACUACAAACACAAUAAUAACAUAGGCACCUUUGUAAAAUGUCAGUAACAAAAGUAGUGUAUUAGCCUUUGAACUUCAAACUAUAUAUCUGGAAGAAAAGAGGACAUCUGUAAUAUUUUAAAAACCGAUGAGAAGAAAACUAUUUGCACGCAAUGUGCAGUUUCGGUGUAUGUUUCGUUGUUGGGUUUGCAUUCUGUACUUCAUUUUAACCCCUCAGAUUUUCCACAUAUGACAUGUAUUAUCCAUAUCCUUUGUUGUAAAAUGUGGUCUGGAUUUAUGGUAUUAGAGGUGUAUCUUUGCAGGGUUUUUUUCUGUUUUCUUUGAGUUUUUUUAAGUUUACUAUGUUACCUAAGAUUAGCCUUCCUACGCACUUUAUUCUGGCAUGGUUUCUUUCCACUGUUGUAAUUCUUGGGAAUAAGUUUAUCUACAUGUUCUUGCAUGUAGUUCGUAAGUUAAUUUCAGUGGAUUUGUAACUUGUACACGUUGUAUGGAUCAAGUGUGAUUAUUGUUGGACUCACCGGGGCCAGUCAAAUCGUGACCUGUGUGUUCAUUUUUGAAAUACAUACAAACAUAAAGUUAUCAGCUCAUACACAUGCCGUGUGCCGUAACACAUUGAACAUACAGGUAGAUUGUAAAUGUCUCAACUCUAUUCAUCUGGUGAGAUACAUCUCUUAGAGGCAAAUGCUGCAUGUAUUCCCCCUGCAUGUAUGUCCCUUUACAAGUCAACGUGAAAAUUUAUUGAAAGUUGAGUCUUUAACAGAACUAUCUUCUGUUCAAGAGACUGUUGUAUAUUUAUGGAAAUUAGGUGAUGAAGUUUUUGCUGAUUCAGUGGGAAGUUAUUAUUCCAUCAAAGAACAUGUGGCAGGAUAUAAAACAAGUAACAUUUCUACACUGUUGUUAGUUAUAUUAUUCAAGUUUUUAUGUGUAAUGUACAUCGUUUACAUGUAAAUUAAUUAUGAUUCGGCUUCAGUGGCAAACAAACUUUAAUAUGUGACUUCAGUCUAAAAUCAAGAUUUUUGUGUGUAUUUUGCAUUCAUGGAAGCAUUCUAUCAAUUUUUCAAUUGUUGGAAUUUUUUUACAGUUUCAAAAUGUCUGGAUCUCUAUUCCAGCAUGUUUUAUCAUAGUCUUUAUUAUUUUGCUAUUUUGUAAACUACAUUGUAUACAAACUGUAGAUUUGAACCGUAUUCACUCUCUGAAGGCAGGUGACAAUGUGCCAGUAUCAAGGGUACUACCAUUCUUGUACACUUGUUUUAUUGAUAUAUUUGAAUUCUGCCAUGACAGUUUACAUGUACUUGCAAAUGAUUAUUUGAAUUUUUUGAAUGUUUCGUUUUUUGUUUUUUUUUUUGCAAUUGUGUGGUGUUACGACACCGGGUUCCUUAAAAAACGCACACAUGUGUAAGCUCCCUUACAAAGUACACUAUUGUUUAUGACCAGUGGAUAAUGACGCAUUAUUUGUUGAUUGUUAUACCUCAUGCCAAUAUUAAAUCACGCCUCGUAUAUUUGGCCAGAAUAAUAUAUCAUAUCUGAUGUCAACAUUUCAUUGCUGUUACUGACAUAACUCCAGGCGAUUUAUACCAAUAAAAAUACAGCCAAUAAAUGCAAUGUAUUGUACACAAUGUGCACAUUGUUUUAUGGCAUUUAUGUUAGUAAUAUCUAAUGCUAAAUUAAAGAACAUGUUUGCUAAUGAUUUAUGAUAUAAGACUUCAAAUUUCAUCCAUGAGCUGUUCGUUUAGCCUUUUACGCAAGUCCCAGUUAAAUGGUUGUCAUGGAAACCCUCUAAUCUGCCAAAAGUGGGUAUCAGGAUGUCUUUGUGGUUUUAAGUUUGUACUUGGACUAAAGAACAUACUUUACAAGUACAUGUAUGCAAGAAGUCAUUCAUGGAAGUCUAUCCUCUGUUCAGUUUCCUCCAUGUCUGACAAUAUUUGCCAAGAGAUAAACAAGUAAUCGGUCAGUUUCUCAAACAAGGGUCAUUGUUAUCAUUAAGAACUAGAAUAACACAUAACUUAUACCCUUCUUUAUCUGUAUUUACCAGUAUGACCUACACAUUAAAAAUUCAAGUUUUCUCCAUUACUUUUACUGUGCCUUAAUUGGUUGCUCUAGCUUCUUUGUUUUAUGGUUUCCAGCCUCCUGAGUUUUCCUAGUUACCAUUAGUUUCAUGAUACAUGUAGUACAUGUAGCAUCUAUGAGUUAACUUGCAAUCUCUGGUUAUUCCAGCAGCUGUGGCCAAGUUGCCUAUUCUUUCUUUCAAAUUCCCAAGGGUCCUGCAUGUGUCUUUAGAUUUUCCAAGGGUCCUGCAUGUUUCUUUCAAUUUCCCAAGCAUCCUGUAUGUUUCUUUGGAUUUCCCAAGGCUCCUGCAUGUUUCUUUCGAUUUCCCAAGGCUCCUGCAUGUUUCUUUCGAUUUCCCAAUGCUCCUGCAUGUUUCUUUUGAUUGCCAAAGGCACUACACUUUCUCGUAACAUUUCUAUUCUCUUAUACAUGCGCAGCAUUCUUUCCUUACCUGUGUAGUUUUCCCUAGCUAUUCAAGCAUAACACCCAUGUAUGAAAGUCACUGUUCCAGACACUUCCCUUUCAUUUAGAUAUCUCAGUUAUGUUUUAUUACUACAAUGCUGAUACGAUGGUGUACCUUUUCCUGCACUGUAGGGACUUGUGUCGAAGCUGAGUGGACCACUGUUCUCUUAUAACGCAUGAGUAGUACGUCACCAUGCAGGUUGUCCACAAGAAGUCUUCUCAAAGGCAGGAAUGAAUGGACAAUAGGUUACACUGCUUACACCUGAAAAACUUCAGGGAGGAAAUGUUUCCCCUGAAGUUCAGUCCAUGACUCUGACAAUUAAUUUUCAAGAAUCUUAUUUUUCCACUGCUCUUGGGGUAUUGGGGAUAAUAAGCAGUCAACAGAGCUUGUAGGGCUAUUUGAGGGCUGUUAGAUGGGCCUGUUUGAGAUAACUUGCUCUCCGCCAAUAUGUGCAUCACACAUGGGGAAGAUUAUUAGCUACUUACCAGAGGAUGAUAGUUUUACUCAGGGUGGGUAGGUAUAUAACACAACUCAGCAACACUGAUUCCAUUUAAACAGGCUACUUUCAGAGAGAUGGAAUUCAGUUACUUGAAUCAGAUUUGCUUGUGUUUGUUUUAAUGUCUUUUUUACUUGUGUUUUGU
Molecule: messenger RNA, 4963 nt
Organism: Liolophura sinensis
Lineage: Eukaryota; Metazoa; Mollusca; Polyplacophora; Chitonida; Chitonidae
Product: cystathionine beta-synthase-like
Exons: 16
Coding region: 173-1798 (541 amino acids)
Cellular component (GO): cytoplasm
Molecular function (GO): cystathionine beta-synthase activity
Source: RefSeq, a predicted model, not a curated record